AUGAAAAGUUUGGACUAUUUGGAGAUUGGCCCAAUUUAUUGGAAGUUGAUUUGGUUCAACACUCACUCUUCCCUGUUCCUGCACAAAGAGCCGCCCCGCUGCCGCCCGGCUCCCGCCCCGUCGCCGGCAGCUUCCCCGAGCCGAGCCCCGCCGCUCGUCAGCUGGGCCGCCGGGCCCGAGUCGCCGGAGCCCGGAGCGGCUCGGGAAGCAGCAGUGCCCGGGGCGGUCGGGUGCUCCGGGCAGAAUGCCGAGAGCGCGGUGCCGCCCGGACGGGCGGAGAAGCCUCCCCUGGAGCAGCUCUACCGGCAGGGCCCGCUGCUGGGGAGCGGCGGCUGCGGCAGCGUUUACUCCGGGACCCGGCUCGCCGACGGCGCCCCGGUGGCCAUCAAGCGAGUGUCCCGGGAUCGCAUCUCGGAGUGGGCGCGGCUGCACGACGGCGCCCUUGUGCCCCUGGAGCUGGUGCUGCUCUGGAUGGUGUCGUGCCCUGGCUUCCGCGGCGUCGUGCGGCUCCUGGACUGGUUCCAGCUUCCCGACGGCUUCGCGCUGGUCAUGGAGCGUCCGGAGCGUUUUCAGGACCUCUGGUACUUCCUGGACGAGCGGGGGUUCCUGACGGAGCCCGUGGCGCGGGGGCUGUUCUGCCAGGUGCUGGAGGCCGUGCGGCACUGCACCAGCCGCGGCGUCCUGCACCGCGACAUCAAGGCCGAGAACAUCGUCCUUGACCUGGCCACCGGCGAGGCGAAGCUCAUCGACUUCGGGUGCGGCACGAUCCUCCGGGACACUUUGUACACCCGAAUGUCAGGAACACCAGAAUACAGCCCGCCGGAAUGGAUCCUCUUCGGCUGCUACCGUGGCCAGCCAGCCACCAUCUGGUCCCUGGGCAUCCUGCUCUAUAAGCUGGUCUGCGGGCACCUUCCUUUCCACACCAAUGAGGACAUCAUCCGGGGCCAGCUCUUCUUCCCACCGCGGGUGUCUCAAGAGUGCCAGCACCUCAUCAGGUGGUGUUUAUCCAUGGAUCCAGCAGACAGGCCAUCCUUGGAAGAUCUUCUUGAGCAUUCUUGGCUGCAGGAUGCCCACCUGGCCCAGAAGACAGUAGAGAUCUAUCCCUCUACACAGUGGGGGCAUCCAGGAGCCCAGCAAGUACCAGCUGCACGUGUCUCAUGGUGCUCCAAGAAAAUCCCAGAGUGUUUCCCUGCAGCCGUGGAACAGAGGAGAGAGCACAUCCAAGAUGCUUCUGCUGGUCCCCAGCGAGUUGUGGAGGGAGCAGCUCAGUGCUCCCCAUCCUGUUGGAGAAGUCGUGACAGUGCAGUGAAGUUGCCAUGGACUGGAAAAGGGGAAACAUCCCCCUGCAGCUCAAUGGCAUCGUGAUGUCCCCGCGAGCCGAGGUGUGCCUGGCGUGUUCUUCUGGAGCACAGCACGGAGCUGGAGAACACCAUCCUCAAGCUGCCCACUGAUUGGGCAGAGCCGAUUGGCUUUGCUUGCAGCCCCUUCCUGGAGGACACACUCUGCACCCAGAUAAAAUCAAGAUGAGUCCCCAGCUGGCAGAGGGGUGGGGGAUGCUUGUGCUUCCAGGCACGGCAGGGCUUGGUCUGGCCACAUGCUGGAGGUUCCCCACUCAGCGGUGGUGGGGAAUAUUAAUAUUUCCUCUGGCUGCCAAGCUGCUUUUUAGUAGAGGACAGAUAUUGUGUAAGGGGAGCCAGCUACUGGCUUUGUGAACAGCUUCUGCAAGCCAGCCUGGCACCGGCUGGGGUGGGGGCAGCAUGCCUGACAAAAGCAUCCAUCUAUGUGUAUGGGGGGCAGCAGAGGGGGACAGGUUCCGAAGCCAUGCCCCAGCUGCUCUGCUUUGGAAGCCUUUGAGGAAGGGGUGUUUUUAUGGGCGGGAGAGGUGGGGGUUUUCCCCACCCACGGAGAGGUUUAAUUCUCACAUGGAGUAGUCACACCCUCCUCUGGCCUGUAACACAUCGAUAACCUUUGAUGCUUUUCCUUGUUUCCAGGUCUUGUUUUGAAUUGCCUUUCAUGCAAUUGUUCUUUGUUUUUUUUCCAGAAGGAUUGCACUGGUGCCUGGACUGGAUGGGGAAGUGCUGGCACCAUCUGUGGACUGUGUCCAGUGCCUGCACUAGCCCUGGAGACCUCAGUCUGCAGGGACAUCUCCUUCAAGAAGGACGAGAACCUCCUGUGGGAUCAGCUCCUCUCCUGGCAGCAGGUCUCCAGAGGCUACCAGCACUUCAUGCCAUGGAAACGGCACCGCUCGGCCUGCCAGCCUAGGAGCGCUGGAGGGCAGCAGGUGUUCAUUUGCUGUCAAAAAUUAAUUGCUUUGUUUUUGUUGUCAUCAUUGGAGCAUUUAUUUCAUUUUUUCCAAGCUUUUGGUCCCCUUCCUCCAGGGUCAGCUUUCUGAGUCCUUCCUCAGCUGUUUGAUGGCAUUUGGCAGGGGGGGUUAAGUAACGUGAAAAAAUCAACAACAGCUCCUGUUGCCAACUGCAGCAUCCCUUCAAGAAUCCAGACCUGCCAGCCAGGCCCACAAAUGACUUGGAAUGGGAAAUGGUUUGCAGGGACAAAGUUGUCACCCUGCUGCAAAAGCUGGAAUGAAAUCAGAAGCAGCAAAAUGCCAUUUCAGCUCAGCUCCCACCCAGUCUUCUGUCUUUCUCCUCACUCCAAGACAGGCAGGCAGAGCUGGACUUCAGCAAGGUUCAAGUUCUUUGUGCUCCCUGGCAUCAAAUGGAUCAAGUAAACUCUCAUAUGCAGUGAAUACAAUAUGACUACUAAAGGAAAAAAGGAAGUGUUGAGA
Messenger RNA from Parus major (Great Tit), 2782 nucleotides. RefSeq names its product serine/threonine-protein kinase pim-1-like. Gene Ontology annotation, cellular component: cytoplasm. Gene Ontology annotation, molecular function: protein serine/threonine kinase activity; ATP binding. The coding region runs from base 1 to 1365 and encodes 454 amino acids. The transcript has 7 exons. Gene Ontology annotation, biological process: protein autophosphorylation. The record is from RefSeq and is a predicted model, not a curated record. Lineage: Eukaryota; Metazoa; Chordata; Aves; Passeriformes; Paridae.